This is a messenger RNA of Megachile rotundata (alfalfa leafcutting bee), 1564 nucleotides long. RefSeq lists its product as uncharacterized. The record is from RefSeq and is a predicted model, not a curated record. Lineage: Eukaryota; Metazoa; Arthropoda; Insecta; Hymenoptera; Megachilidae.
AAAUGGAAAAAGUCAUUUACUUGUAAUAAUUUAUUAGAGUGAUUGGUAUAAUCACAUUGGUGAAAGCAACAUUUAGAAUGUAAAAACAAGUAUUGUCUCACAGAUUCGUUUCUGCCGAUUUUUUUUUAUUUACAAAUGUUUGUAAGUUUGCCACCUCUUAUGCGUAUAAAAUGUAAAUUAAUAGGAGGCAUCAUGAACCGUUGUUGACUAAUCGUUUGAACUUUAUCGUAAUACGUUGCUUAUUGAGGAAGUAAGAUAAAAUACCACUUCCUCGGCGGAAAUUCCAGAUUUUUUCAUUCGUUCUAUGAACUGCAUCACUGGUUGUUGAAGUGCCGUAAAAAGUGUUAUUAUUUUAAAAUGAGCGAGAAACUAGCGGCGAAACAUACGAAUUCGUUAGCCCUAACGAAGCAUAAGUUACUGCAGCAAGAGAGUGGAACAAAGAGUUAUUGUUGUCCGUGUACGAGACCUCACAAGCUCGCGCUAUUUUGCAUCGUAUCGUGCUGCAUCUUCCUUUUAUACUGGAUCGUAAUAACGCCUCUGUUAAUCAGUCACCCGGACGUUUUGGGACCCAAACCGUGGUCCAACGUUUGGUUCAUCGCGUACUGGAUAGGGGCAUUUUUAAUCUGGCUCUUUAUUAUGGUUUGCCUGGUGCUGCUGUGGAGGUGCUAUGGUCCUAAACACAGCGAGGAUGUGAAACUGCAAAAGUAUGGCACGAAUGGUACCCCGAAAUCGGUGUCCUUUAACGAGGACGUGAAAUUGGAUAUCAAACAAGAAGAUGGACGUCUGAGCUCUGAAAGCACUGUUGAGAAGAAAGAUAUCUCAAACGAUAAAGUUAAGAAACAUAGAGAUCUCCCGCCUCUGGUGAUACAUCGUCGGAAUUUGGGGAACGAUGCCGAAUGUGCGGGUUCUGUGAAUAUCGAAGAGGACGACGGAGAUGUGCAGUCAAAACGUGGUAGUCAGAAAGAGCAGAGGGAGUCUAUGAAAAGUUACUUGAAACUAGUGACAGUCACACCGCAGGACGAAACAGAUAAAACUCCGAAGGCGUUGCUUUCACCCAGAGAACUAUUUUUCAUUGAUCUCAUUAGAGAAGCAGAGAAAGCUGAACAGAAUAAGGGUGCAAACGUAGAGAGGAAACAUUUUUUUCCGAACGAUUUUCUUGAGAAAGAAAGGGACGCCAUUUCGAGGGAAAAGGCUGAACCUUCAACGAGUGAACAACGUGAAGCAACAUACUUUAUUGCGGACGUAGAAAGUCCGAGAAGUGAAAAAGCAGAAGUAUAUUUGGAGAUACAACCAGAGCCAGAAGUAAAAGAGUGGAGUGUGAAUUUAAAUAAAGAGAAACCAGUACUGCAAUUAAAGAAUGAUGCUAAGGACGAGAACACUGAGAAGAAAGUUGUCUUAUUCGAAGUUUAACUGAAAACGUUUUUCUAGUUACAUUAAAACUUUAUUUUUUAAUAAUAUAAGGAAUAUCGUUAAGUAUCGUAUAGUGAAUAGUGAUUAAAAUAAUUUAAUUAUGGAAAAAUGAAGAAAUCUGGGAUUCACAAAAAAUUGAGAAGUAAUUUUAAUU